Messenger RNA from Humulus lupulus (European hop), 1625 nucleotides. RefSeq names its product flavin-containing monooxygenase FMO GS-OX-like 4. The transcript has 7 exons. Bases 57 to 1451 code for a protein of 464 amino acids. Lineage: Eukaryota; Viridiplantae; Streptophyta; Magnoliopsida; Rosales; Cannabaceae. Gene Ontology annotation, molecular function: N,N-dimethylaniline monooxygenase activity; flavin adenine dinucleotide binding; NADP binding. The record is from RefSeq and is a predicted model, not a curated record.
CUGACACGCUUUUAGAAACGAAAGUAUCAUAAAAAAAGUAAACUACUAUAUCAAGAAUGACUCCACUGCAACGCCAAUCCUUGGCACCCAAACUCCCUCCACUCACGUCCCGCCACGUGGCAGUGAUCGGUGCCGGUGCAGCGGGCCUCGUAGCCGCCCGUGAGCUCGCCCGGGAAGGCCACCGCGUCGUAGUUUUCGAGCGAGGGAACCAAGUUGGUGGGACAUGGGUCUACACUCCCAAGGUCGAGUCGGAUCCAAUCGGGGUUGACCCACGUCGGGCCGUUGUCCACUCGAGCUUGUACCAGUCCUUAAGGACUAACCUCCCUAGAGAGGUAAUGGGUUUUCAAGAUUUCCCAUUUGUGGCCAAAAAAGACGAUGGAAAGGACGAGAGAGAUCCCAGAAGGUUUCCGGGUCACAGAGAGGUUCUGAUGUAUUUGAAAGACUUUACCAGAGAGUUUGGGAUUGGUGAGUUGGUGAGGCUUGAUACUGAGGUUGAGUAUGUGAGUUUGAUGGGUGGUGGGAAGUGGAAAGUUAGGUCUAAGAAGAUAGGUGAAUUGGGAGUUGAUGAGGUUUAUGAUGCCGUGGUAGUAUGCAAUGGCCAUUAUACAGAGCCUCGAAUAGCUGAAAUUCCCGGCAUAGAUGCAUGGCCAGGGAAGCAAAUCCAUAGCCAUAAUUAUCGGAUUCCAGAGCCUUUUCGAGAUCAGGUUGUAAUUUUGAUAGGGAGUGCAGCAAGCGCAGUUGAUAUUUCUCGAGACAUAGCUGUAGUGGCAAAAGAAGUCCAUGUUGCAUCUAGAUCACUUACUGAUGCAACCAUUGGAAAGCAGCCUGGCUAUGAUAAUCUUUGGAUUCGUAGUAUGAUCAAAAGUGCCCAUGAAGAUGGUAGUGUGGUUUUCCACGAUGAGUGUGCUGUCGUUGCUGAUGUCAUUCUUCACUGCACAGGGUACAAGUUCCAUUUUCCUUUUCUUGAAACCAAUGGCAUUGUGACUGUGGACGACAAUCGUGUCGGACCACUGUAUAGGCAUGUCUUCCCACCAGCCUUGGCUCCAUGGCUUUCCUUUGUCGGGUUACCAUGGAAGGUUAUUCCUUUUCCUUUGUGUGAACUUCAGAGCAAAUGGAUAGCAGGUCUUCUGUCUGAUCGAAUUGAUCUUCCAUCACAAGAGGAGAUGAUGGAUGAUGUUAAUGCCUUUUAUUAUUCUCUAGAAGUUUCUGGCACUCCUAAGCGGUACACUCAUAAUUUGGGUGCUUCACAGUUUGAUUAUGAUGAUUGGCUUGCGGCUCAAUGUGGCUGUACAUUGUCUGAGCAAUGGAGGAAACAAAUGUAUUCUGCAGUUUCAAAGAGAAAGCAUGCUCAACCAGAGACAUACCGAGAUGAGUGGGACGACGAGGAUUUGAUAAUACAAGCUAACCAAUACUUCUUAAAAUACUUCCCAAAGGAAGUCAACAGUGACUAAACAGGUUUGCUUUUUUAAAAUCAGUAACCAUUUUCUCUUCUCAUAAGAUUGGAAAAAUACAAUUUGAAUCAGCACAUAGCUAUUCUUUUAAAGGUGAUAAUGGAUAUAUGUAUUGUGUUGAAUAUUGAGAACAUGUUAUGAAAUCAAUUUGGUUGGGAAGUACUUUGACAGUGA